Messenger RNA from Ogataea parapolymorpha DL-1, 2301 nucleotides. RefSeq lists its product as uncharacterized. Gene Ontology annotation, molecular function: ATP binding; RNA ligase (ATP) activity. Gene Ontology annotation, biological process: tRNA splicing, via endonucleolytic cleavage and ligation. Lineage: Eukaryota; Fungi; Ascomycota; Pichiomycetes; Pichiales; Pichiaceae. Gene Ontology annotation, cellular component: nuclear inner membrane. The record is from RefSeq and is a predicted model, not a curated record. The transcript has a single exon.
CUGGUUUCUGAGCUGGAAGAGCUGUCCAGAAGUACAGCAAAGAGGGGCAUAGUCAAGAAAUACACCAACACAAUUGACGGUAGCGAUGUGCAAAUAUCCAGCUGGAGAUUCAACGAAUGGGACUAUUCUUCCAAAAAAGUGAAGCUGCCCAUUUAUGCGAGAGGUCUAUUCACGGUUGGUGACCGCAUUGUUUGUCGUGGAUACGACAAGUUCUUUAACGUCGACGAGCUUGGCUCAGUCUCGAGAAAAGCGUUACAGGAAACCACCACCGGUCCAUAUACCCUGACAGUCAAAGCCAAUGGAUGUAUUGUUUUCAUUUCUGGCCUCGAGGACGGGACACUAGUUGUGUGCUCGAAACAUUCGACCGGGUAUCGCGAUGACCUAACUCGUAACCACGCAUUGGCUGCACAGGCUGCUCUAAAAAGACAGCUCGAAAAAAAUGACAUUAAUUCAACGGAUCUUGCAAAAACUCUCUACCAACUGGGAAUAACUGCAGUAGCAGAGUAUUGUGACGACUCAUUUGAAGAGCAUAUUUUAGAGUAUACGCAAGAAAAAGCAGGAUUGUACUUACACGGGCUUAACUACAACACCUGCAAUUUCAAAACCUGUUCCAUGGCUGUGGUAACCAAAUUUGCACAAGCCUUUGGGUUCAAGACCAUUGACUAUUUUGAGGUUCCCACCUUUGAAGAGACUAUGGAGCUUUUGGAAAAGGCCAGCGAAACUGGACUCCACAAUGGAGAAGAAAUAGAAGGAUUUGUUGUGAGGUGCCAAAAAGACAGCUCUGACUUUUUUUUCAAGUACAAAUUUGAAGAACCAUACCUACUCUACCGGGAGCUGCGUGAGGUCACCAAGCAAUACCUGACUAAAGGCCUCGACAAUGUUAGCUUCAAAAACCACAAGCUAAUUUGCAUGGAUUAUCUGAAAUUUGUGAUUCCGUUGUUUGAUGCUGACCCAUCACUUAAGGAAAAUUAUUUAAAAGACAAAGGAAUUGUCAAGUUGCGGAAGCUUUACAUGGAGCACAAGCAAAAAUCCGGCUCUGAAAUCAUCAAGGAAGAACAGUCCAUGGAAAAACUAGAAGAGGAGCUGAAGUGUGCGGGCUACGGCCAAGAUACUUGUAAAUAUGUUCUAGUCACUGUGGCGACAAUCGGCUGUGGCAAAACAACAACAUCGAUGACAUUGGCCAACCUGUUUCCUGAUCUUAUUGGCGUUGUUCAAAGUGACGACAUUCCAUCUCCAAUAAAAAAUAAACAGGUAGCCAAAUGCUUGGAAGUUUUGGUGGAAAAGCCAAUUGUGAUCCUUGACAGAAACAACCACAAAUUUAUCGAAAGACAACAGACGUUUGAGUACUUUGCGGACCUCAACAAACUGAUUCCAACGUCGAAGCUCAAAUUUAUCUGCUUGAACUUUCUAGGAAAUAUGUCCAAAAAUGACCCAAAACUUUGGGAGAUUACCAGAGCGCGCGUAUUGGAGAGAGGAGAUAACCACCAAAGCAUCAAAGUUGAACGCGACGGGUCUUACAAGGCCGAAAUGAUCAUGAAAGGUUUCUUGGGAAGAUUCCAACCUGUUGAAAAAGACAAGUUUCCUGACUCAAGAUUUGAUCAUGUUAUCGACCUUAGAGUGGACAAAGACUCUUCAUUGGAAAACGCCAAACUCAUAGCUCGCAGAUUAGCUGAAAUUGCAACCGACGUAAAUCUUCAGUAUCCGAGCGAAGAACAAUUCUUAGAGGCUUAUCAGAAAGCUCUUGACUUUAAACCCGUGGUGACAAAGAAUUUCAAGACGAAAAAAGAGAAACCACAGUAUUUUGGCAUACUAGUUGACGAUAUUGACAAAUUAGCUCAAUUACAUGAGAUUGGCUUUUUCAAACAGUUACAGGAAGCCAAUCGAGUCAAAAAAGAGUUCCACAUCACGUUGAUUCACCUUGGAUCUACCAAAAAGAAUCCUCCAAUGAAGACAAUUUACCAAAACUAUUGCGAACUGAUUAAAGAUAUGGAGAAGGUAAACGACCAAAUAGAAUUGCCAUACAAGGCGGAUGCGAGACUUUUCCGGAUAUGCUGGAACUCCAGAGUAAUGUGCAUUGAGGCAGAAGUGAAGCGUAUCUAUGGGGAGGAAGGCGAGCGGUUGGAUAGUUUGGGCAUAGGAAAUAAAUAUCCACACAUCACAGUGGGUACUGUCUCAGAAAAGGUGCGGGCUCUGGAAUCAAACAAGCUGCUUUCAGAUUUGCAUGACUUUGGGGAUGAAAAUAUUAAUACACUGGACCUGAAUAUAGAGUUGAAUCAGCUACCCGUUUUCGUCCACUAUUGA